Arachis duranensis is the source of this 994-nucleotide messenger RNA. Its product is annotated as MADS-box protein SOC1. The record is from RefSeq and is a predicted model, not a curated record. The coding region runs from base 53 to 736 and encodes 227 amino acids. Gene Ontology annotation, cellular component: nucleus. The transcript has 8 exons. Lineage: Eukaryota; Viridiplantae; Streptophyta; Magnoliopsida; Fabales; Fabaceae. Gene Ontology annotation, molecular function: protein dimerization activity; DNA-binding transcription factor activity, RNA polymerase II-specific; RNA polymerase II cis-regulatory region sequence-specific DNA binding. Gene Ontology annotation, biological process: positive regulation of transcription by RNA polymerase II.
CCUUGCUUGGUUGACUCAAGGAAUAUAAUACUUUGAAGAAGGAGAAGAGAAAAUGGUUCGAGGGAAGACUCAGAUGAGACGCAUAGAAAACGCCACAAGCAGGCAAGUGACGUUUUCAAAGCGCCGCAAUGGGUUGCUUAAGAAAGCGUUUGAGCUUUCUGUUCUUUGCGAUGCUCAGGUUGGUCUCAUCAUCUUCUCUCCAAGAGGCAAGCUUUAUGAAUUUGCAAGCUCAAGCAUGCAGGAGAUAAUUGAAAGAUAUCGCAAGCAUACAAAGGAUACUCCACCAGCAGCCAAAUCAGCUGAACAGAAUGUGCAGAAUUUGAAGCAAGAAGCAGCAACCUUGAUGAAAAAGAUUGACAUUCUUGAAGCCGCAAAAAGGAAAUUCUUGGGAGAAGGUUUAGGGUCAUGCAGCAUUGAAGAACUGAUACAGAUAGAACAACAAUUGGAGAAGAGUGUAAGCAUUGUUAGAGCAAGAAAGACUCAGCUUUACAAGGAACAAAUUGAGCAACUUAAAGAAAAGGAAAAAACCCUAAUGGAUGAAAAUGCCAUGCUCUAUGACAAGGGUAAAGAUAAUAUGGUUCAAAAUCUAGCAACAAAUAAAACAAAUAAUAAGGAUCAGAGAGAGAAUCAAGCUCAACCCUAUGCAGAAAGUAGUAGUCCAAGUUCAGAUGUGGAGACCGAAUUGUUCAUUGGACUUCCUGAAACAAGAACAAGGCGCAUGUCUCCUACAAAUUAAUUAAAAUUAAGUUCUCUAUGAUGAUUGUUGGAACUAAUCCAUCCCUAUGCAAAAGUAUGUAUAGAAUAAUAAGGGUAAUUAACCCAAAAUUAACCUUAUCAUUAAUGCAUAUUAGAAAUGUGCUUCUUUAUUCUGCUCUAAUAGAGAUAAGAUAAUAAUAGUGAUGACUAGAGUGCUUUGUUUGAUGAUAUAUCCUCAAACAUAUGUUUGGAGUUUGAUUAUUAUAUGACAAGUUGUAAUGGCAAAUGCCUAAUGGAA